UAAUUUCUGCGUAAAUUACUUUGGUGCUAGGCAGCAAUUGAAUGAUCUUAAUGUUACAUAUGCACUGUUGCAUCCUGCUGCUGAAUGGGUGAAAAAAAUUCACCAAAGCUUCAUCCGGCGGAGCAAAAAGAUUGUAUUUGUUGAUGCUCGGCAUUUUAUUUAUGCUGCUCGACAACACUGGCAUACCGAAUUACUUUUUGUUGGUUUGAAGGUUCUUGAAACUCUCGAGUCCAUCUAUAAGUCGGCUGCAACUUCAAUGUCUCAUUUCCGGCAAAGCAUUUUCCUUCUAAACAUAUAUGAGAUUGCUAAAUUUUUAAGUGAGUCCAAGGAGCUUGAUUCUAAGAGUUCUCAGUGGAGACUACGGAAUUUCUUGACACUGUCAACAAAAUACUUUGAGAUAGCCUUUCCCCUUGACCCCCGACAAUCGUUGAUGGAGAAUAUCAUUUCUCUAAGGAGAACCGAGCUUUCCCGUGACUUGUUGCAAGAAUUCAUCCAUCAAGAUAUUAACACCAGAGGUCCUUUGAGCUAUGGACAGAUUGGAAGAGUGAUGAUCAUAUGGCUUGCCUCCGGAAAACUAUCUGAAGAUUUGUACAAGAAAAUUGUUGGAAGAGUUCCAACAGAAUAUCAUUCAUGGAAAUCAUUCAUGGAAAUUCUCAGCUGCAUUAGAGCGACAAAAAUGGAAGAAUAUCAAUCAGGCAAUGCUUGUGGAGGCAAAAUUUCCAAGUCUCAUUUAGCUAAAGAUAUUGUUCGAAGUGAAGCUAUGGAGGUUACAUUAGUUGAGAAAUUUUAUGAAGCAUUACAAGAUACCUAUAAGGUGAAUUGGAUCAAAUUAAGUGACUAUAUCUCCCCGAGUUGUUUCUUGUAUCUUGUUGAGCGUUUUCUGAUUUUGGUGUCACAGUGUAAAGGGUUCUUUUUCACUACAAAAUCAUCAUUUGUGGAAUGGCUGAUUUCCGAGCAGUCUGAGGUCCUACACACUUCGAAGGUUGCUAUUAACCAACAGUCUUUGGAAGAGUUUUAUCAUUCUGUUCUUAUGAUGGUACAACAAUUCCUUUCCAAUAAAGGCAAUACAGCUCUUUGGAUUACACGAUCGGGGAUAAAUUUUGAGGCAUACUAUAAGGUAUUGGUUAUGAGAUUGGUUGUUGUCCUAUGUUUGCUGUGUGUGAACACUGGGAAAUACUAUGAUGUUCUUUCCUUUGUGCUCAGAAACAACGAUGUUAGGAACCAGCUUCCAAAGUAUUUCUAUGGCAUUCUUUUUCCAUGUUUGAAGCGGAGGUACUUCCAGAUCAGUGAAAUCGGGGAAGCAUUUCAAAUAGCUGGAGAUCCUCUUUUGUGUGUUAACCUGCGUGAGAAUACCACCAGAAAGCUUCCUAAUGUCAUUCAUGUGCAGUUGGGAACAACCUGCAAUAUAGAAGACAUUUUUGACUUGCUGUUUCCCGCUAGAAAUGAGUCACAAGCUCCUAAUUCCACAGUUUCAGAAGUCAUGACUAAUCCGGAUGCUACUUCUUCCUCGGAUUGUUCUGACCAACCAAAGAUUUUGACAGUGCCAUGUUCUGAAGUCUCUCCUCCGUCGGAGCAGAAUCUGCAACAAGUGAAUUGGGACUUGUUUCAAGAAGUAUCUGAUUUUUUGAAGCUUAUUGGCAGUGAAAACAAUGGAACUACCUCGACUGUCGCUCAGAAGAUGAAGGAGGAAAUAAAUAUGCACAUAAAGUUCUUGACUGCUGCCAUUACUCUGCCUGAGCUGAAGAAGCCUGACGCUGGUGAGGACAUGGCUGAGGAAGUGCAACGUAUGCUUCAAGAGCUGCAACAGCUCCAUUCAUUUUUGGAUACGAGCAACUUGGAAGUAGCAAAAGCUGAACAACUAUUGAAGAGUUUGCUGUCAAGAAAGCCCAAGAUUGAAGCUUUAUUGAGUCAAUGCAUUGUACCAACAACAUUGAAGGAUUCAUGUGAGGAACAAGGUAAUACAGUGUGUGUUGAAGAUGAAGAGAUAGAGUCACCGUCUAUCGCGGCCUAUUCUGAAAGCAGUAACAAGGCUACUGAAAAGAAGCAGCCAAAGGGGAAGGCCAAGGCCAAGUCCAAAAAAUCUAGAAAGGGAAAAGGAAAAAAGUAGUAAAUCAUGCUAACAAUAUAGUCCUCACUUUUAUGAUUUUCUUCACUUUUUAUGCAAUCUUGUUGCUUUGAAUGCAAGGAAUUAAGGUGAAGUGAACUCUUUUAUGUUCUUGACAUGUUUUGUGUUAUAAAUGUGAUAUGGGCUGAUUUACUCCAAUGUCAUUUUUUAGGUUGCUAAUGUUUA
Solanum tuberosum (potato) is the source of this 2290-nucleotide messenger RNA. RefSeq lists its product as uncharacterized. Lineage: Eukaryota; Viridiplantae; Streptophyta; Magnoliopsida; Solanales; Solanaceae. The record is from RefSeq and is a predicted model, not a curated record. The transcript is spliced from 3 exons. Bases 257 to 2107 code for a protein of 616 amino acids.